Messenger RNA from Penicillium riverlandense, 2295 nucleotides. It is a transcript of the gene culA, whose product is annotated as cullin culA. The coding region runs from base 1 to 2295 and encodes 764 amino acids. The transcript is spliced from 6 exons. Gene Ontology annotation, cellular component: SCF ubiquitin ligase complex. Gene Ontology annotation, biological process: protein ubiquitination; SCF-dependent proteasomal ubiquitin-dependent protein catabolic process. Lineage: Eukaryota; Fungi; Ascomycota; Eurotiomycetes; Eurotiales; Aspergillaceae. Gene Ontology annotation, molecular function: ubiquitin protein ligase binding. The record is from RefSeq and is a predicted model, not a curated record.
AUGCCGCCAGUGAUGCCCCAGACCCCUCAUAAGGAUGACCUUGAGGAAACAUGGUCAUUCUUGGAAGCGGGCAUCAACAGCGUCAUGCUGAAGCUGGAAGAAGGAGUGGAUAUGAAGACUUACAUGGCCUUAUACACGGCGGUGCACAAUUUUUGCACUUCACAGAAAGCGGUCACCACUGGCCAUACCUUACAAACACAUCGGGGAGCACAUCUUCUUGGAGAGGAGCUCUAUAAAUUACUAGGGGAGUAUCUUUCGCGCCAUCUCGAAUCGGUGUACAAGGAAUCACAGAGUCAUUCCGAGGAAGCUCUUCUAGGCUUCUAUAUCCGCGAAUGGAAUCGUUACACAACCGCUGCCAAAUACGUCAACCACCUGUUCCGCUAUCUUAACCGCCACUGGGUCAAGCGCGAGAUCGAUGAGGGCAAGAAGAAUGUCUACGACGUGUAUACACUGCACCUGGUCAAGUGGAAGGAUGACUUCUUCGAGCAUGUCCAUGAGAAGGUCAUGGACGCGGUCUUGAACCUGAUUGAGAAACAGCGGAAUGGCGAGACGAUCGAACAAUCUCAAAUCAAGAGCAUCGUGGAUUCCUUUGUCUCGCUUGGCCUAGAUGAGAAUGACAGCACCAAGCCUACGCUCGAGGUCUACCGGAAAUACUUCCAGCAGCCGUUCCUCAACGCCACCCGGGUGUACUACGAGAACGAAUCCCGGCAGUUUGUUGCGGAGAACAGUGUGGUGGAAUACAUGAAGAAGGCAGAGGCGCGGCUUGACGAGGAGAAGGCUCGCGUGGGGCUUUACUUGCAUCCCGAUGUCACCAAGCACCUUACCGAGACCUGUUUGGACGUUCUCGUCACCGCCCACUCAACCUUGCUUCGAGAUGAAUUCCAGGUUCUAUUGGAUAACGAGCGCCAGGAGGAUCUCGCUCGGAUGUACCGACUUCUUUCUCGCAUCAAGGAGGGCUUGGAUCCUCUGCGCGCCACUUUCGAAAACCACGUCAGGAGAGCCGGCUUGGCUGCGGUCGAAAAGGUUGCCGCAGAGGGCGAGUCGUUCGAACCUAAACUGUACGUCGAUGCUCUGCUGCAGGUUCACACGCGGUAUCAAAACUUGGUUGAUGAGGCAUUCAACGGCGAGUCUGAGUUUGUCCGUUCUCUGGACAACGCAUGUCGAGAAUUCGUCAACCGCAACCGCAUUUGCAAAUCGAGCUCCACCAAGUCCCCCGAGCUGCUGGCACGCUACACAGACUCGUUGCUUAAGAAGGGAUCCAAGGCUGCCGAGGAGUCGGAGCUCGAGGAGAUGUUGGUGCAGAUCAUGACCGUCUUCAAGUACAUCGAGGACAAGGAUGUUUUCCAAAAAUUCUACUCCAAGAUGCUGGCCAAGCGCCUGGUGCACGUCAGCUCGGUGACUGAUGAUGCAGAGACCAGCAUGAUCAGCAAGUUGAAGGAGGCGUGUGGUUUCGAGUACACCAACAAGCUGCAGCGCAUGUUCCAAGACAUUCAGAUCUCGAAGGAUCUCAACGCCAACUACCGGGACUGGCAAGACAAGGUUCUGGAUGAUGACGAUCGGAAGAAAAUGGUCGACGCGCACUUCCAGAUUUUGGGAACCGGAUUCUGGCCCCUUAACCCGCCCACCACUGUCUUCCUGGCACCACAAGAGAUUGUGAAGACAGCCGAGCGGUUCCAGAAGUUCUACUUUGACAAGCACAGUGGCCGCAAGCUGACCUGGCUAUGGCAGCUGUGCAAAGGUGAAGUCAAGGCCAACUACAUCAAAAACACCAAGGUGCCAUAUACCUUCCAGGUGUCGACCUACCAAAUGGGCAUCUUGCUGCUCUUCAACGAGACCGACACGCUGUCGUAUCCCGAAAUCCAAAAGGCCACCACUCUCGGGUCCGAAAUCCUCGACCCCAACCUCAGCAUUCUCCUGAAGGCCAAGGUGCUCCUGGCUUCCCCCGAGGGUGCCAAGCCCGACCCAUCCACCACCUUCUCCCUGAACUACAACUUCAAAAACAAGAAAAUUAAAGUCAACCUGAACAUCCAGAUCAAGUCCGAACAAAAAGUAGAGGCGGACGACACACAUAAGACGAUAGAGGAGGACCGAAAACUGCUCCUGCAGUCGGCCAUUGUCCGUAUCAUGAAAUCGCGCAAGAAGAUGAAGCACGUCCAGCUGGUCCAGGAAGUCAUCCAGCAGGUCAAGUCACGCUUCCCGCCCAAGAUCCCAGACAUCAAAAAGAACAUCGAAGCUCUCAUGGAAAAAGAUUAUAUCGAGCGUUUGGAUGGGGACGAGAUCUCCUACAUUGCUUAA